AACAAUUUGCUGAUGCGAUUCGAGAAAUGCACGUUCGUGGUGCGCCUUUGAUUGGUGGAACGGCUGCUUAUGGGAUGUAUAUUGCAAUCAAAGAAGCAGCAAAAAGUUCAGAUUUUAAUAAAAAAUUUGAAUGCUUCAAUCGAAUUGUGAGUAAUACUCGUCCAACUGCGGUUAAUCUUGCUUAUGCUAUUGACAAACAUGGUGUUGAUUUAAUCGAACAAAUAGCGAAUGAAAAACAAGGCAAAACGGUUAAUAUUCUGACGCAUUGCAAUGCUGGCUGGUUGGCGUGUAUUGAUUAUGGGACAGCUACUGCGCCAAUUUACGAAGCUUUUAAUCGUGGUAUUGACAUUCAUUUUUGGGUGGAUGAAACUCGUCCUCGCAAUCAAGGCGCACGAAUUACGGCUUAUGAAUUGCAGCAACACGGAGUGCCGCAUACGGUGAUUGUCGAUAAUUGCGGACAUUUGAUGCAGCACGGAAUGGUAGAUUUGGUGAUUGUAGGAAGUGAUCGAACAACAAGAACGGGUGAUGUAGCUAAUAAAAUUGGUACUUACUUAAAGGGUUUAGCUGCUUUUGAUAAUGAAAAAUUUCCCUUUUAUGUGGCUUUACCGAGUUCGACUUUUGAUUGGAAUAUUCGUGAUGGUUUGAAGGAAAUUCCAAUUGAAAAACGUGGUGCUGAUGAAGUGAAAUAUAUUCAGGGCUUGGAUACUGCUGAAAGUCCUGCUAUUAAUUAUGGUUUUGAUGUAACGCCUGCAAAAUAUGUUACAGGAUUGAUUACAGAACGUGGCGUUUGUGCUGCUGACGAAGCUAGUAUUUUGGAAUUGUUUCCAGAGUUUAGAGUUGCACAAAGAACACGCAGAGUUUCACGGAGAAAAUAG
Molecule: messenger RNA, 875 nt
Organism: Penaeus monodon (black tiger shrimp)
Lineage: Eukaryota; Metazoa; Arthropoda; Malacostraca; Decapoda; Penaeidae
Product: methylthioribose-1-phosphate isomerase-like
Molecular function (GO): S-methyl-5-thioribose-1-phosphate isomerase activity
Source: RefSeq, a predicted model, not a curated record